AUGGACUCGCGGCACUUCAAUGUUUUCUUUGCCACCUACAGAGCGUUUGCAGAGCCGAUAAAUGUACUGGACAGGUUGUUGCGUCGCUACGAGUCGCUUGAGAACGAAGUAAAUUCGAGCACAUCCGCUCUUGUUAUACAAAACUCCAUCCGAUCGAUACUGAUCUGUUGGUUGGACAUGUACCCAGAAGACUUUUACGAUCCUGACUGUGACUUCUCCAUGCUCACCAAUUUGCUGGAUUUCGGUCAACGCAGCCGAUUAUCAGAUCUGCGAGCGAAAUCGAGGAAGCUUCUGGAGCGCUUCAAGCAUAUUCAAGAAGAAGGCGGGAUGAUAGCCGCACUUCCCUCUUUGGAUCAGCUUGCCUCUGCCUUCGGCUACGAUGCAUCGGAGUACUCCAGGAAUCCACAAGAGAGAGUAAAAAUGUUCGACGUGGGGAACGAGAAUUGUGUGCAAAUUGCUGAGCAGCUGACGUUCUGGGAUGCGGAGCUUUUUCGCGAACUCAUUAUCCAUCAAUGCCAAGGAUGUGUGUGGUCGAAAAGGCAUAGGCUACCGAAUGAGAAAGUAUACACCGUCAAAGCAACCAUAGAUCAGGUAUUAAGUUAUAAAAUAUGGUUAAUAAUGGCGUUCAUUUUGUUGGUGGUGUCGCGGUUCGAUUGCAGUACCUUUCAGUUAUUCUUUUGGUCCUUCAAAGAAAUACUGUUAUCUGACUGGCAUUCUUUUCAAAUUUAUGUCAUCUGUUACAUUUAGUG
Messenger RNA from Cylicostephanus goldi, 749 nucleotides. NCBI's taxonomy places the organism in Eukaryota, Metazoa, Nematoda, Chromadorea, Rhabditida, Strongylidae. The record is from the annotation of a GenBank genome assembly.